Messenger RNA from Dovyalis caffra, 456 nucleotides. The record is from the annotation of a GenBank genome assembly. NCBI's taxonomy places the organism in Eukaryota, Viridiplantae, Streptophyta, Magnoliopsida, Malpighiales, Salicaceae.
AUGGGAAAUUUGAUGGAGAGGGGUCAACUCUACACGCACCCACAAAUAUGUAAGCAUGUUUCUCCUUCAAUAGGCUCCAAUCUUGCUGAAUUAGUUGCGAUUGGAAAAGCCUUGGAAAUUUCAGCACAUAAAAAGUCCUUUAUGGGUGAAUCAGAUUCAGCAAGGAGGCAAAAAAGCCAAUUACUUGGGGCCAAAAGAACAAAAGCAGAUAUAAACCAACACAAGAAGCAAGAAAAGCCAAACAAAAUUAACGCAGCAGCAGGAGGAAAGAAAUACAGGAGAGUAAAGAGCCCAAAAGCUCAACCCAGCUCAUCCCGGCCCAUAAGGCAACUCAAUCCAAAUUCUAGAACUAUAUAUAUUGUUGAUGUUCUAGAGAUAUCAAAGCUGAAUUGUGCAACAGCAAGAUGGGUAUGGAAUGUUGAAAAGUCAGAGGAACUUUUAUACAAGAAUUCAUAG